AGAGUCUGUCCUUUCAAAACGCAGGCUCUCAUUUUCUCGCGCCCCAAACGCCGCCACAUUACCUCCGGUUUCCUCCCUUAAUAACUAACACACGCACACACAGUCAUUCCAUUUCCGACUGAAGAAUCGAAACGCAGACCGAAAUCAAGAUCUGCAAAUGGCGAUCUCCGACCAUUCCCGCCUGAUCCCAACCUUCCUCUACUCCUCCCCCUACACCACCAAUCGGCUCUUCGAUUUGGACGCCCUGGCGGACGCCAACUAUCACCCGCUGCAUGCUUCACCGUCGCCAUCGAAAUCGUCCGGAUGUGGUGAUGCGGCGAGGACGAAGUUUGUGAUUCCGACACCGAACGAGAAUAUCGAGUUGUACUCGCCGGCUUAUUACGCCGCGUGUACGGUCGGCGGGAUACUGAGCUGUGGCCUCACUCACAUGGCAGUCACUCCGCUCGACCUCGUCAAGUGUAAUAUGCAGAUUGAUCCAACAAAAUACAAGAGCACCACAUCUGGGUUUAAAGUUCUGCUGAGAGAGCAGGGUGUUAAAGGGUUUUUCAAAGGUUGGGUGCCAACCUUGCUUGGGUACAGUGCUCAGGGUGCCUGCAAAUUUGGCUUUUACGAGUUCUUCAAGAAGUACUAUUCAGACAUUGCUGGGCCUGAGUUUGCAGCCAAGUAUAAAACCUUAAUCUAUCUUGCUGGCUCAGCAUCCGCUGAACUCAUUGCUGAUAUUGCUCUCUGCCCCAUGGAGGCAGUCAAAGUCCGAAUUCAAACUCAGCCUGGGUUUGCACGGGGUUUGGGAGAUGGGUUUCCAAAGUUUGUGAAGUCUGAAGGUGCUCUAGGGUUGUACAAGGGACUUGUUCCUCUCUGGGGACGGCAGAUUCCAUAUACAAUGAUGAAAUUUGCAUCUUUUGAAACUAUUGUGGAGCUUAUCUACAAGCAUGUUAUCCCCACUCCAAAAGAAAACUGCAGUAAAGCAUUGCAGCUUGGGGUGAGCUUUGCUGGUGGAUAUAUAGCUGGUGUUUUCUGCGCUGUGGUAUCACACCCGGCAGACAACCUGGUGUCUUUCCUCAACAAUGCCAAGGGAGCUACUGUUGGUGAUGCAGUCAACAAGCUAGGAUUAUGGGGUCUUUUCACCCGAGGUCUUCCCCUACGAAUUCUCAUGAUUGGAACCCUUACGGGUGCACAAUGGGGCAUCUAUGAUGCUUUUAAAGUCUCUGUUGGGCUGCCAACCACUGGUGGUGUUACUCCGAUACCUACCACUUCUGUUUCUAAGGAAUAAAUAUUCAAGCUGAUGAUGGCGAAACACAAUGCACAUGCUUCUUGUUGCCUCUGAAAGAGGAAAAACAGGUUGAAGUCUGCCAAAACAGUACACCUCACCUACCUUGGACACUGUCUUAGAUAGUGAAUUUUGCAUUGAUACUUGUUCUAGCUGGUUUGGUUGAUUUGUGAGGAUGGUUUCACGUCUACUUAUUCUUAUUUACAUUGAUUGAAUCUCUAGUUUCCCAUGUAUAGAAACGUUAUUAAACAUCCUAUCCAUAU
Molecule: messenger RNA, 1530 nt
Organism: Rubroshorea leprosula
Lineage: Eukaryota; Viridiplantae; Streptophyta; Magnoliopsida; Malvales; Dipterocarpaceae
Source: the annotation of a GenBank genome assembly